ACUUAAGUAUGUGUCAUUUAAUGUCGAGUAUAGCGAAGUGAUUGUGCACGUAAUUGGAAUAAUAAGCCUAAUUAUUCUAGCGAAGUGAUGCACGUAAUUGGAAUAAUAACCCUAAUUACUCUGGCGACUAGUGUUUUUGGUGGUGCUGUUAUCAAUAAUAAUCAAACUUUAGAAGAAAAAUGCAAGUUAACGUUUCGUUCAGAAAAUGUAGUUUUUCUUGAUUGGCAUAUACAGAACAAAACUGAUUCCAAAGCAAUAUCACAGUACCAGAGUAAAAUAGAAAGUUAUGGUCGUUAUCAAACUGUUUCUUAUUAUGUUAUACCAAAGAACAACACUCUGCAUAUUAAUAUUAACGGAGAAACAGUCAAGAUAUUCUACAAUGUUAACAUCGAUUCUGCCAGAGUUAUAUUAAACACUCCAGCUAACGAGACUAUUGAGAUUUCUUCUAAGGAGGACAAGACGUGCAAGACAGUGUGCCGACCAAAGUGUAUCCAUUCGGAAGAAAACAAAGAAAAUGCUUUUGGUGGUUCUCCAAAUUCUAGUUCAGGAAGCUCUCCAGUAUCAACAGGGGUAUACCUAGCAAUUUUCGUCGCAGCAUAUCCUCUAAUAAUAAUUUAUUAAGAAGAAAAAAAACUAGAAAAUAUUAUACUACUGUAACAAAAGUUGUUUUUGUGUUAUUAUUUUAUAUAAUUUUCUUAUCUAAUUAUUUCAACUUGUCUGGGUUGUAUUUCGAAUAGCUAAAUAAAUUUUUGAGUUCGAA
Molecule: messenger RNA, 760 nt
Organism: Zophobas morio
Lineage: Eukaryota; Metazoa; Arthropoda; Insecta; Coleoptera; Tenebrionidae
Exons: 4
Coding region: 88-621 (177 amino acids)
Source: RefSeq, a predicted model, not a curated record